GGUUGUAGUGUGGCCUGUAGAUUAUCACUGUGACAUGACCUGCAUGUCACGUCUGAGUUCUCUGAGACAUUUGAGAGAUAGAUCUACAGUACUGUACUGUGACAUGCACCUCUGAGUUCCCUCUGAGAUCUAGAUCUACUCACUGCUGCUACUCUAUACUGGUGUCUGAGUACAGUGUGUCUGACAAUAUUCAUCUUCACAUCCAACCUUUACCUAUACCAGAGUAGAUCUAUCUCUGAUCCAACCAUCUCUCUGUACUGGAACUGAAACAUGGACAACAAAACUGAAUCUGGAGUACCUUCUGUGAUCCGAGUUGGUUCCCGCUCUAGUGAGCUAGCCAUGAUCCAGACACGAACCAUAAUUUCUGCUCUCUCAGCUCUCUAUCCCACAAUUAACUUUGAGGUGAUUACCAUGAAAACGAUAGGAGACAAGAUCCUCGACAAAGCACUUCCGAAAAUCGGACAAACAAACCUGUUCACUAAAGAGCUUGAAAUUGCUCUUGCAGCCAACCAAAUCGACAUGAUCACCCACUCGCUCAAGGACCUUCCCACAACUCUCCCUCCCAACAUGCAGAUCUCUGUGAUAUACAAACGAGAUAACCCCACAGAUGCAGUUGUUUUACACCCUAAACACAAGGGCCUCAGGAUUGACACACUGCCAAAAGGUAGUAUUAUCGGAACUAGCUCACUCAGGCGUAUCGCAUUUCUCAAAAGAAACUACCCUGAUCUGAUAUUUCAAGAUAUUCGUGGAAAUCUGAACACUCGACUAAGAAAACUGGAUGAAGGUGAUGGAGACAUAACAUAUGACGCCAUUGUUUUGGCGACUGCUGGUCUCGUAAGAAUGGGGUGGCAAAAUAGACUCUCACAUGAGCUUGACACGACGGUGUGUAUGUACGCCGUGGGACAAGGAGCUCUUGCUGUGGAGACUCGCUCAGAUGAUGAUGUCAUUAACAAGCUUCUUUCUCCAUUGAAUGACCCGUGCACGGUUGCUUGCUGUACUGCAGAAAGAGCUCUGCUGCAUUCGUUGGGUGGGGGGUGCAGUGUGCCCGUGGGGACUUGCUCGAGCAUUGAUCCAGACAACCACACCUUGUGUAUUGAUGGAGCGGUGUUGUCUCUAGAUGGCAAAGACCUAGUCAAAGACGUCGUUACCUUUGUCCUUCCUAUUAGUUAUCGAGAGCUUGGCUUCUCUGAGUUGAGUGGUAUUGUGACCAAGAUUGGGUAUGAUUUGGCAGAUAAGCUACAAGAGAAAGGUGCCGGACCAGUUUUAGCCAAAGCCAAGGAAUAUAUUGAAGCAGUAGCCAAGUAGGCCUAGUUAACUGCAUAGACACAGGUCUCAAAUUUAUUUUGUUCACGAAUCUUUGAUUCACUGUAACAUAAAUAUUACUGAUUGUUAAAUAUAUUAUUUUUUAUGUACAUGUA
This is a messenger RNA of Halichondria panicea, 1418 nucleotides long. RefSeq names its product porphobilinogen deaminase-like. Gene Ontology annotation, molecular function: hydroxymethylbilane synthase activity. The transcript is spliced from 2 exons. Gene Ontology annotation, cellular component: cytoplasm. The record is from RefSeq and is a predicted model, not a curated record. NCBI's taxonomy places the organism in Eukaryota, Metazoa, Porifera, Demospongiae, Suberitida, Halichondriidae. Bases 271 to 1305 code for a protein of 344 amino acids. Gene Ontology annotation, biological process: heme biosynthetic process.